Messenger RNA from Camponotus floridanus (Florida carpenter ant), 911 nucleotides. It is a transcript of the gene Sod1, whose product is annotated as superoxide dismutase [Cu-Zn]. Bases 245 to 706 code for a protein of 153 amino acids. Gene Ontology annotation, biological process: removal of superoxide radicals. The transcript has 4 exons. Lineage: Eukaryota; Metazoa; Arthropoda; Insecta; Hymenoptera; Formicidae. The record is from RefSeq and is a predicted model, not a curated record. Gene Ontology annotation, molecular function: copper ion binding; superoxide dismutase activity.
CAUCUUAUUCUGGCUAUCAGCUCGUUACUGGCUAUCUUAUCGUUUGAGAUACUUCGCCGACAUAAAGAAGCACAUAUCACCUAUACAUAUAUAUAUGUCAGUCGCACACACGGCACGUCAGCAGUUUUUCUGAUUUUGAUUAGACGUGAUUCAGCAGUUGAAUCUUUUUAUUCUUGCAUAAUCGCGCAGUCUAUCGCGAAUCGUCCAUCCGUCAAGGUCUCGAGCGUUCAGGAAUAUUCGCAAAAUGACGAUCAAGGCGGUCUGUGUUCUUCAGGGCGAAUCCGUUAAGGGAACCGUGCACUUCGAGCAAGCGGAUGGUUCAAGUACGGUGAAAGUGACUGGAGAAGUUUCUGGCUUACAGAAAGGCUUGCAUGGCUUUCAUGUUCAUGAAUUUGGCGAUAACACUAAUGGUUGUACUAGUGCAGGUGCUCACUUCAAUCCUUUGGGAAAGGAGCAUGGCGGUCCAAAGGAUUCUGUGCGCCACAUUGGAGAUUUAGGAAACGUGGAAGCUGGUGCAGAUGGUGUUGCAAAGGUCAACAUCACUGACUCCCAGAUUCAGCUCAGUGGACCGCAUAGUGUUGUUGGACGAACUGUUGUGGUUCACGCUGAUCCGGAUGAUUUGGGAGCGGGUGGCCACGAGCUCUCGAAAACGACCGGUAAUGCUGGCGCUCGUCUCGCUUGCGGCGUCAUCGGCAUCACGAAGUAAAUGCGCCUACAUGAUUUAUGCGAGCGAUUGAUGGAUGGAGGUCAGACUCUAGUAGAGGCAUAUUAUUUUCUUAUCGUUCGGUUUUGAUGUAUUUAGCCGUAUUAUUCAAACAUGUUACUUUUUGUUUUCCUCUGUUAUAUUAAACACAAUAGAAGUUAUCAGUUCUUCCCAAGUACGGAAAUAAAAGCCAGAGAGCUUCAACUUA